Messenger RNA from Camelus dromedarius (Arabian camel), 3028 nucleotides. It is a transcript of the gene DNAJB12, whose product is annotated as DnaJ heat shock protein family (Hsp40) member B12. Gene Ontology annotation, cellular component: endoplasmic reticulum membrane. The record is from RefSeq and is a predicted model, not a curated record. Gene Ontology annotation, biological process: cellular response to misfolded protein. Gene Ontology annotation, molecular function: Hsp70 protein binding. NCBI's taxonomy places the organism in Eukaryota, Metazoa, Chordata, Mammalia, Artiodactyla, Camelidae. The transcript is spliced from 9 exons. Bases 79 to 1209 code for a protein of 376 amino acids.
CCCGCGACGCGCCGGCGGCUGGCGCAGCCCUUCGCUCGCCCGGCCUCCCCCUCCCUGGUUCCGCGCUCUGGUUCCGCCAUGGAAUCCAACAAGGAUGAAGCCGAGCGCUGUAUUAGCAUCGCUCUCAAGGCCAUCCAGAGCAACCAGCCCGACCGGGCGCUCCGCUUCCUAGAGAAGGCGCAGCGGCUCUACCCGACGCCGCGAGUUCGCGCCCUGAUCGAGUCCCUCAACCAGAAACCACAGUCUGCCAGUGACCAACCCCAACCCUCAGAGUCAACCCAUGCGACCCAGAGGAAAGCAGGUGGGGCCAACACCCCCUCAGCCAAUGGUGAAGCCGGAGGAGGAGAGAGCACCAAAGGCUACACCGCAGAACAAGUAGCAUCCGUGAAAAGGGUCAAGCAGUGUAAAGAUUACUACGAGAUCCUGGGGGUGAGCAGAGGGGCCUCAGAUGAGGACCUGAAGAAGGCUUACCGCAAAUUGGCCCUCAAGUUCCACCCAGACAAGAACCAUGCGCCUGGUGCCACUGAAGCUUUCAAAGCUAUCGGCACAGCAUAUGCAGUACUCAGCAACCCAGAGAAAAGGAAGCAGUAUGACCAGUUUGGUGAUGACAAGAGCCAGGCAGCCCGGCACGGCCAUGGGCAUGGGGACUUCCACCGUGGCUUUGAGGCCGACAUCUCCCCUGAAGACCUCUUCAACAUGUUCUUUGGCGGUGGCUUUCCAUCUAGUAACGUCCAUGUCUACAGCAACGGCCGCAUGCGCUAUACGUACCAUCAAAGGCAGGACCGCAGGGAGAACCAGGGUGAUGGUGGGCUGGGGGUGUUUGUCCAGCUGAUGCCCAUCCUCAUCCUGAUCCUCGUGUCAGCUCUCAGCCAGCUUAUGGUCUCCAGUCCACCCUACAGUCUGAGCCUGCGACCAUCAGUGGGCCACGUCCACAAGAGAGUUACUGACCACCUGAAUGUCGUCUACUACGUGGCGGACACGUUCUCUGAGGAAUACACAGGCUCCAGCCUCAAAAUGGUUGAACGGAACGUGGAAGAUGAUUAUAUUGCCAAUCUCCGAAACAACUGUUGGAAGGAGAAGCAGCAAAAGGAAGGCUUGCUGUACCGGGCCCGCUACUUUGGCGACACAGAUAUGUACCACAAAGCACAGAAGAUGGGCACCCCAAGCUGUAACCGACUGUCAGAGGUGCAGGCCUCCCUGCAUGGAUAGUCCUGGGCCAGCCGUGCCACUGAGGUCCAAACUAUGAAAUCCCUGGAGAAUUUUUGGUGACAUGCACUGAGCCAAGGUGAUGGACUGUAUAUUUAAGGAAAGACAUAAAAAGAAAAAAAAUUAAAAUGGAAUUGGAGGCCGAACGCCGCACAACUGCCCUCUCUCUCACCCAGUAAAUGCAGAAAGCUCUUAGGACAGACAGGAAAACCUGCCACAGGGCUGCUUCCCUUCCUCCCAAGGCUGGCAGAGGCUCUGGCUCCACAUCGGCUCUCUCCUAGGCUACGGAAACCAUGGCAACGGAAGUAGAAUGUCAAACUUGCAGCAAGUGUCUGUGGGAAGGGCUGGGGGAGAGGGCGCCCAACUGCCUUUCUUUCUCCUCCCCGGAGCCACCAGCAGUCACCUCAGUGGAAGCAAUCAGAGGUGCUGGCCAAGGAUAGGAGGAAGAAAGAGAACUCUCCAUAGAAUGUAAUUUAUAGAUGCGUGUAUGUGUAUAUAUAUCUAUUUAUAUGUAAAUAGCAUAUAUAAAGAGAUAUAUAUAUAUAGUCUACUUUUUAAUCUCUGCAGGGAUUUGGUUAAGUUGUUUAGUUGAUUUCUCCCCUGUUGUAGAAAACGAGACCUGUUUGGGGAAGGCAGCCUGGUCCUUCAAAGGCUAGACCUUAGGCACAGCAGACAGCAUAAGGAAAGUCGGGUCGUAGCUUUUAACGUUCCCUCAACCCCAGCCUGUUUUUGAUGGCAGCAGUAAUCAUGAUGGGAUAAAUGUGUAGAAAACUUGGAAGGUUGCCAGGUUUAUGGUUAACCUGGAGGGGAGCAGGCUGCAGGGCGGAAAAUGCCCGUGGGGCCAGGUGCCAGGUCAGUACUGAGUCAUGGUAGAGGCCCCAGACGGCGGCCUGUGGGGGUGAGACCACCCACCUCACGCUCUGGCCAGCUCAGGUGGGCGCUUGGUCCUGGUGCCCAGGAGCCCUCUGACCCCCUCCCCACUCAGUCCCUAAGUGAGUUUUGCCUUAUAGGUGCCACAGGGCACAGCCCUGUGGUUACGUCUAGUUUUUCCUAAGUCAUGUACCAAGGACUCCAGAAGGCUUUUCCUCCAAGAGUCAGCCAGGUGGUGCCCAGGACCCUGGGGCAGCAGCCAACUCCUGAAGAAAGUCCGUGACUCUGGACACCUCUGUCUCCGCCCUCUGUGGACAUGAUGCCACCCAGCCUUCUCUCAUGCUUUAGACAAAGGAUGUACGUGAACAGGGAGGGUUUUCUUAUCUUAACCUUCAAAUGAGAGUUUUUCUCAAAACAGCAGUUGCUGCCAGGGGAAGGGAGGGAGGUUUUAUUUAUUCCCACAGUUUAUACUGGGCCUUUUGGAAUUACCGUUUUUCCCAAAUUUUCCUCUGGCGGUGGAUAUUUCAUUGAGUCCGCCAUCCUCCAAAGCCUUACUACCCCAAGCUGCCAGCCAGGGUGGGAUCACCACCCUCCCAGAGCCUCUCUUGGCUCUUUUUUUAAAAGUCCCCCAACAAAUAGGAUUCUUGCUGGGAAAGGAAGGUUGGCCAAGAAAUGUCAAACAUGGUUUUUAAACAAGGUCCUGCCCUGUGAGGAAGCGGCCACCCCAGGUGCAGAGAGAUGCUAAGAACUGGAUGUGGGUAAGAGCGCCCCACCCUUGGGGCCCCCGGUGCUCUGCCCCCACCACCCUGACCAUCUGGUCCUGGUAGACGUCCCUAGAUGGGCUGAGCCACGUGCAAUAAGAACAUAGGUCCUAAUGGAUCCCCCGAGAAGCUGUAUUUCUUGAAUUAGAAUUCUGAAAUUGUAUAUCUAUAAAUAUAUGUUUAUUAUGUGA